Molecule: messenger RNA, 2001 nt
Organism: Sphaeramia orbicularis (orbiculate cardinalfish)
Lineage: Eukaryota; Metazoa; Chordata; Actinopteri; Kurtiformes; Apogonidae
Product: E3 ubiquitin-protein ligase TRIM39-like
Exons: 1
Coding region: 109-1812 (567 amino acids)
Molecular function (GO): zinc ion binding; protein binding
Source: RefSeq, a predicted model, not a curated record
AAGUCUGAGAGAGUGAGACAGCUUCAGAAGAAGAUUUUUUAUUGUAUUUUUUUGUCUUCCAGGAGUUUUUCAUCAGCUGUUGUUGUUGUUGUUGUUGUUGUGGCAUCCAUGGCUUCCAGCAGCGGCCUCUUUUCUCCAGACCACUUCCUGUGCUCCAUCUGCCUGGGGGUGUUCGUCCAGCCCGUUUCCACCCCGUGUGGACACAACUUCUGCCUGUCCUGCAUCGCGUCCUACUGGGACACCACCGUCCACCAGUGCUGCUGUCCCAUCUGUAAGCACAGGUUCCACCACAGACCCGAUCUCAAGGUCAAUACUUUCAUUUCUGGACUGGCUGAGCAGCUCACAUUGCUCCAGGUGACAGAUGUUCCCACGUGGAGCUCAGACCAACAGCAGCAGCAGAAGAAGGUUCGCUCUGGGAAUACAGUGAUGUGUGAUAUUUGCACCGACGACCAGCGAGAGGCCGUCAGAUCCUGCUUUCAGUGUCUGAGCUCUUAUUGUCAAAUCCACCUGGAGCCUCAUGAGAGAGUUCCUGGACUGAAGAGACACACAUUGGUCCAACCUUUGACCGAUCUAGAAGACCGAAUCUGCAAGGAGCACAGUAAAGUCCUCAUGUUCUUCUGCAGGGAUGAAGAGAUUCUGCUGUGUAGCACCUGUGCAGAUUCACACACCCCCACCCACCACCAUGUGACUCCCAUUGAGGAGGCAUUCACGUCCAUGAAGGUUCAGCUGGGGAACGAGGAGGUGAAAGUCCAGGAGCUGAUCUGUGAACGGGAGCAGAAGGUCAGCAAAGUCCAAGAGCUGUUAAAGCGUCACACGAAGGAGACCGAAGACGUGAAAGCAAAGUGCACUCAGGAUUUGAUGGAGCUGGUGCAAAAGAUCCAAAAGAACCAGGAGGAGUUGGUGAGGGUGAUGGAGGAAAAGAAGAAAGCAGCAGAGAAGGAAGCAGCUGAUGUUCUGAACAGGAUGGAGCAGGAGAUGACGGAGCUGCAGGAAACAGCGCAGAAGCUGAGGGAGCUGAAACAGACCCAGGACCAGCUGGUUUUCCUGCAGAAGUUCUCAUCAGUGCGACCCCUUGGACUGUGCACCGUGGACUUAUCUACGAUGAGAUGUAACAGCCAUGAGAAAAUGCAACAGAUCAGGACGUCUCUGAGCAGGACUGUGUCUCAGCUGCAGACGUGCGUGGACGACAUGGACGCCGAUGUAAAUAUGUUCUCAGACGGAGGCGGUGCGUCAAGCAGGACCACUUUAAGGUACGCACAGCAGUACGAGGUGGACUUUGUGCUGGACCCGGACACGGCUCACCCCUUCCUCAGUCUGUCCGAUGACAGGAAACAGGUCCGAUACACUGGUGUGAAGGUGGACCCGACCUCCAACCUGGACCAGUUCACCGAACACCUGGCCGUUCUGUCGGUCCGAGGCUUCGUAUCCUGCAAGUUCUACUUCGAGGCGUUUGUGGGUUCAAAGACCGAGUGGUGUUUGGGGGUGGCCGCAGCGUCGGUCCAGAGGAGGGGGCCCAUCCUUCCAGGCUCUGGAUGUGGACUCUGGGCCCUGUGGUUCCUGGAGGAUAAGUUUGAAAGUUUCAGCGCCCCUAACAGGCCGGUCCAAUGGGGCAAAGUGGACCGGGUCGGGGUGUUUGUGGAUUACAAUGGGGGUCAAGUGUCAUUUUGGGAUGUGAGGAGGACCACAGUUCUGUAUUCGUUCAGGGGGUGUGUGUUCACUGAGGAGCUCUACCCCUAUUUUAACCCCUGUGAUAAUGAAUAUGGAUCAAACCUGGAUCCAAUUGUUCUAGUUCCAGUCAGUCGACCUCACUGAACUCUGCAGCUGAAAAGGACAAAGACUUAGUAACAAGUAGGGUUGUGUACGGGCAAGAAUGGGGUGAUAUGAUAUAAAUCACAAUACUAGAACCCAAGGUUAUUAUUGUUAAUGAAAACGAACGAAAUGACGAAAACUAGACUUGUAAAAACAUUUUCAUUAACUGAAAUAAAUAAAAACUAUAAUUAA